AUGGUGGCUUCGGUAAAACGCACUGUAAGAAUAAAGACCCAGCAAGCUAUUCUGCCAGAUGUUCCGCCGCCAGUGGAGAAUUUUCCCAUGCGGAAAUGGAGUAUCGAGAUUUUCCUAUUAGAUGAGCAAGGCAAUGAAGUACCGGCCACCAUUUUCGACAAAGUUGUUUACCAUCUACAUCCCACAUUUCCUAAUCCAACCCGAACCUUUACAGAAACGCCGUUCAAAAUCGAGGAACAAGGAUGGGGUGGGUUUGAACUUCUCAUCAGUGGCCACCUGCUGGAAAAAGGUGGAGAAAGAAAACUCACGCACGAUCUGCAUUUCAUGAAAGAUGUUUACGAGGCCGACCACGUCAUUCAAGUGCCCAUCAAUAAACCAAUACUGAAGGCAGAAUUAAUGAAAAGUGGGCCAGUAGACGAAGCCGCCGUUUCUGCAGCUGGAACUCCAGUUUCCAGCGUUGCAGGUGGUGGAGAGAAACGUAAAGCAGCGGCAGCUUCAAGCACUGAAUCCAAGAGCAAAAAGGCCAAAACCGGGAGUGGAAGCGCAUUGAAGGGCAAUGUAGACUUGGAAAAGCUGGCAUUUGGUCUCACAAAGCUGAAUGAAGACGAUCUGGUCGGUGUUGUGCAGAUGGUCACAGACAACAGAACUUCAGAGAUGAACAUUACCAAUAACAUAGAAGAAGGUGAGUUUAUUAUCGACCUUUACAGCUUGCCCGAGGGCCUCUUAAAGAGUUUGUGGGAAUACGUCAAGAAAAAUACCGAGUGA
This is a messenger RNA of Lachancea sp. 'fantastica', 765 nucleotides long. Lineage: Eukaryota; Fungi; Ascomycota; Saccharomycetes; Saccharomycetales; Saccharomycetaceae. The record is from the annotation of a GenBank genome assembly.